This is a messenger RNA of Pseudoliparis swirei, 1307 nucleotides long. Its product is annotated as E3 ubiquitin-protein ligase TRIM39-like. The transcript has a single exon. The record is from RefSeq and is a predicted model, not a curated record. Gene Ontology annotation, molecular function: protein binding; zinc ion binding. NCBI's taxonomy places the organism in Eukaryota, Metazoa, Chordata, Actinopteri, Perciformes, Liparidae. The coding region runs from base 33 to 1253 and encodes 406 amino acids.
UGACAGCUUCACGCCUGAAGAGACAUCAGCUGAUGGACCCUGUGGAGAACCUGGAAGACAGGAUGUGUCUGAAGCACGAUAAACCUCUGGAGCUGUUCUGUAGGACCGACCAGACGUGUGUCUGCAUGCUCUGCACUGUGUUGGACCACAAGAUGCACAAUGUUGUUCCUCUGAAACAAGAAUGUGAAGGAAAGAAGGUGGAGCUGCAGAAGACAGAGGCUGAAACUCAGGAGAUGAUCCAGAAGAGACGCCUGAAGAUUCAGGAGGUCCAACACAACGUGAAGCUCAGUGAGGAAGAUGCAGACCGAGAGAAAGCAGAAGGUGUUCAGGUCUUCACUGGUCUGAAGGAGUCUGUGGAGAGGAAACUGAACGAGCUCAUCACUACGAUAGAAGAGAAGCAGAGAAGCACCAAGAAACAGGCUGAAGACGCCAUCAGAGAGAUGGAACAGGAGAUCUCUGAUCUGAUGAAGAGGAGCACUGAGGUGGAGAAGCUCUCCCUCUCUGAAGACCACCUCCACCUCCUCCAGAGUGUCCAGUCCCUCAACAUCCACCAUCCACCACCCACCAAGGACUGGUCUCAGGUCAGUGUUCCUCCAGCAUCACAUGAGGGGACUGUGAGGAGAGCUGUGUCUCAGCUGGAGGAGACGCUCAGGAACAUGAUGAAGACGCUGGUUGAAGUUGAGAUGAAGAGGGUCCAGAAGUUUGCAGUGGACGUGACUCUUGAUCCUGAAACAGCAAAUCAUGACCUCAUCCUGUCUGAUGACGGGAAACAAGUGAAACCUGCUCAGGUAGAGCAGCAACGUCUCCCCUACAAUCCACAGAGGUUUUCUUUUUGUCCCUGUGUUUUAGGAACACAGAGUUUCUCUUCAGAAAAACUUUAUUACGAGGUUCAAGUUAAACAAAAGACUGAAUGGGAUGUAGGAGUGACCAGAGAGUCGGCCAACAGGAAGGGACCCAUCACACUGAGUCCUCAGAACGGUUACUGGACUAUAUAUUUGAGAAAUGGAAACGAGUACGGAGCUGCUGGUCCUUCAGUUCUUCUCUCCCUGAGGUCUGUCCCUCAGAAGGUGGGGGUGUUUGUGGACUAUGAGGAGGGUCUGGUCUCCUUCUAUGACGUAGAAGCUGCAGCUCUCAUCUACUCCUUUACUGGCUGCUCCUUCAAGGAGAAACUCCUCCCAUACUUCCAUACUGGUCAUUAUCUUGGUGGUAAAAACUCUGCUCCUCUGAUCAUCUCUCCUGUUGGAGUAAACUAAUCACUUCUCUCACGUCCUUCAAGGGAAAAUAUUUAAACUCAACCCUGUGUGGUC